Messenger RNA from Agrilus planipennis (emerald ash borer), 744 nucleotides. RefSeq lists its product as uncharacterized. The transcript has 5 exons. Lineage: Eukaryota; Metazoa; Arthropoda; Insecta; Coleoptera; Buprestidae. The coding region runs from base 67 to 693 and encodes 208 amino acids. The record is from RefSeq and is a predicted model, not a curated record.
CAGUACAGCAUUCUGAGCAGUCUUACAGCUCCUAAGAAAAUACGAAAACUACAUACAAUCAGCAUCAUGAAAACCGCUGUGUUCUUUGGACUUUUGACUUGCCUUAGCUUAGUCAACGCAAGAGUGGCCGUGUUGGAUUCCUCAUUUAACUCUACUGUGGAAGAAAUUAGGAAAGUGUUGGAACAAUUUGAUCCAGCAACAGUUAAGGAUGUGUCUUUCACUUUGCUUAACCAGAUCACCUUUACUCUUAAAUCCGCUUCGCUUUCCAAAUUCUCUAAUUUCGCUUUUACAACAUUAUCAAAUGAUGGCGAAAACAUUAGGGCCAAAUUCAGUCAUCCAGAAGUUGAUGCUGUUAUAGACAGUCUUAAAAUCAGUAGCAAACUGCUGGGAAUUGACGCUGGUGUUCCCAAUCUAGAAGCAUCAAUUGGAGGAUUAACCAUUGACGUAUUUUUUUCAUACAGUACUAAACCUCUCAGAUUAACAUCCCUUAGCGCACUGGCUCAAAUUGCUGAUGCAUCUGUAAAAGGAACAGCAAGUCUCAAUGGUAACAUCAUUGACAUCUCAGUUGGCGAAGAAGUCGUCGCUGUAAUUAACAAGAAGGCUGUGGAAUAUCAACAUCAUAUUAGUGCAAUUAUUAUGAAAAUUGUUAACAAAAUUUUAGCCGUCGUCGACUCCAAUUCUUUACUAUUAUGAAAAAUUUAUCUCUAUUUACAAUAUUGAAACAAUGUUAUUUUAUUUAAAAAU